This is a messenger RNA of Purpureocillium takamizusanense, 4312 nucleotides long. RefSeq names its product retrograde regulation protein 2 (gene RTG2). The record is from RefSeq and is a predicted model, not a curated record. NCBI's taxonomy places the organism in Eukaryota, Fungi, Ascomycota, Sordariomycetes, Hypocreales, Ophiocordycipitaceae. The coding region runs from base 135 to 1892 and encodes 585 amino acids. Gene Ontology annotation, biological process: regulation of transcription by RNA polymerase II. The transcript has 4 exons.
CUUCUCCGUUGUCAAAGUCCGGACCCGACCGCACGCACCCGCUGGCGCCACGGGCCUUCUGUCUUUGAUGAGUCCCUUGCUCGGCUUUCACAUUCAGUCUUUCUCUCGCCCGUUGGGACUCAAGAAGCCUCACCAUGACGCCCCCCCACGUCGUCACGCUGGACAACUUGUCCACACAGCUACAACCAUGGCGACCGGACGACGACAGCCACCUCUACGCAAUUGUUGACAUGGGGAGCAAUGGCAUUCGCUUCUCCAUCACAUCCUUGGCCCCUCCAACAACACGCCUGCUCGUCCCGGUCUACUCUGCUCGCGCAGCCAUUUCCUUGUUUGACGCGCUGACACCGUCGCCUUCGGGACUGGUCUUUCCGUCUGAGACAAUGGAUGCUGUCGGGUCCGCGCUCUCUCGGUUCCAUCAGAUCGCUCUCCUCCAUGGCGUUCCACCCUCCCAGAUCCUCAUAUUGGCCACAGAGGCAAUGCGCCGCGCCGCCAACGCUUCGCAGAUGCUCACCUCCAUUGCCAAGGCGACUGAUGGCUUAGCUGUCCAGAUCCUCGACCCGUCUGUCGAGACCCUUUUCGGCGCCGUCAUGGGAUCAAGGAGCGGACUGGUUGAUGUAAAGGGUGGAGCCCUGUUCCUCGACCUGGGCGGUGGCAGUGUACAAAUGACUUGGGUCGAUACAAGCCAAGCCCACUAUGAACUUCAUGCCGCCCUGGCUGGCGAGAGUCUGCCUUAUGGAGCCGCAAAACUGACACGGGUGCUCGAGGAACAACCUCCCGAGAUCCAUCAAGCCGAAAUCGGUACCCUGGAAGAGGGCAUCGACUGCAUAUACGCAAACCUGUGCUCCAGGUUCCCCGCCCUGCAGGCCAUCAAAUCCGCACAUGAUAGAGGAGAGAGCGCCAGCGUUGACGUUUACAUGUGUGGAGGGGGCUUUCGAGGCUACGGAAGCAUGCUGAUGCACAACGACCCCAUUUCCCCGUAUCCGAUCAGCUCCAUCAACUCCUACUCCGUGUCAGGACGAGUGUUCAGGCAGACUUCCGAGAUGAGACGGCUCAACCGAGAAUACGACGGCAAAAUCUUUGGCAUGUCAAAGAGGCGGCGCCGACAGUUCCCUGCCAUCGCCACCGUCAUUGAGGCAUUCAUUGCAGCUGUCCCUAACAUUGGUAGGGUGACGUUCUGUGGAGGCUCAAACAGGCAAGGGGUCCUGAUGAUGAAGCUGCCACCGGAAGUUCGGGAGAGUAACCCUCUCGAUGUUCUGGCCCAAGUUUCGGAGCAGGAGAGGCCCAUGUUCGACGCCGUCCUGCGCCUGCUUCAGGCGGCCUUGCCUGAUAUGCACCCUACCACACCCACUCCGAUCUCGCUAGGCUUGGGCCCACUGUUGAUUCGACGCAUCUGGGAUCGUUGCGGCUAUGAUAGCAACACGAAUGCCUCAUUUGCUUUGCAUGAUGCGGUCACGCGCAAUCCUGAUUGCCCAGGCCUCACCCACCUCACGCGAGCCAUCCUUGGCCUAGCAGUUUGCGCUAGAUGGGGCACAGGUGUUGGGCCCGCAGAUGAGCAGCUUUUCAUGGGUCUGCGUCGGAUUGCCGACGAUCAUGACAGAGAUGCUUCGUUCUGGGCAUUAUACCUGGGGGCCGUCUGCGGCGUUCUUGCCAACAUCUUUCCCGUCAUGCCCCAGGAGCCAGAACAGCUUCUAAGCGCAAUCACUUUUCAUGCGGUUGUUGAACCGGGCAAAAGCAGCAAAAGGGACAAGGUUUUUCUGAGCAUGGGCCUUGCGUCCAAGUAUCAAGGAAACGUCGACCCAGAGGCACUCGCGGACGGGUUUCAGUCUGCUUUGAGCAACAAGGGAGACAAAACGCAAUUCAAGACAUCUUUUAGGGCCACAUCGCUGUCAUGAUCUCAUGACCUCAUUAGAUUCGAAUCCUCCCCAGUGCGUCACCGUAGACGCAUCGCCCACAUCUUGUCCCGGAACUCACUCGCCAUCGUCAUCACAGUCAUCGCCCCCGCCACGCCGGGAGCCUCUAGACUUGCCGCUUGCCUUUGGCGCCCGCUUUCGGGCGUUGAGCUUUUUUAGCUCGUGAUUGACCACGAGCACGCAGAGGAGGGCGUCGCAGUCGUCGGCCGAGGACCGAAGGCUCUGGUCUAGCAGACGACGGCCCAGAUGGCAAAUAUCGCCCUUGUUCUUGGGAUCAUGGCGAUGGUGAGAUCCAGCUUGAAGCCAGUCCAAGGAUAUCUCCAGGCUUUUCUUGGUACGGAACUGGUAGUGGUAGAAGAUGGCUACCAUGGGGAAGUGCACGUCGGCCAGUCGCUGGUAGUGGGCGUGGUACACCCCGCCUGCGCGAGCAGUUAGCCGCAUGGACCUUCUCAGGAGACAAACGGUAGCCGCCUACCAUUCGGACCGGCCCGAGCAAUUUGAGCCUUGAAGGCACCCAUGAGGUCACGGUACAUGAGAAUGAGCUGCCAUAAGCAUGCCCAAAUCGCCAUCCUCUCUUGGGGCUGUGGCUGGGAAUGCUGGCCGAGACAGUCAUCCAGGCUCUUCAAAACCUUGUAUUCGAGCAACUUGAGCGCCUCUCGGGCAAUCUUCCUCAGCCGCGCCUGGACCGAUAGAGGAAGAGUUACGAUGUGGUUGGCAGGGUCGCGGCACCAAAAUGACGGCAUCCUCCAGAUCCUGAAGAAGCAAUUCAUCUUAUGAACGUUGUCGACAAGGUCAUGCUGCAUCACGUGUCAGCCCACUGUGAGAUGACAUCUCGAUGUGGCAGUCUGUGUGCAUACCUUGGGAAGAGAACGACCCCCUUCAGAAUAAGCCAGUAAGAAGCUCUGCAGGGCCCGAGGGAAAUCGGCGGAAUUGUACUCCCUCCUGAUCUGGCCCUCGACCCACCGCUGCAGCGCCUCGUGGCUGGGGACGUGAUCACGAGGAAAGUCUGCCUUCUUGGCCUCAUCGGAGUCAUCAUUGGACUUGUACGGCUGCACGAUUGCGCGCAACGCGGGAGACUUCAAGUCGGUGGUGAGGAAGAUGGUGAUCUCCCUCGGCGUGCCAAAAUACCUGCGUGCGCAAGAACAGAGCUGUUCUUCGGCGUACGGGUCUUUGGACCACACAUCUAAAGACGACCUUGUCAGCGCGCCAUCGACCACGCCAGACGCGGGUAAGACGCGGGAAAGGGGAUGAGCGGGAUGUGGUACCUGGACCCUGGGUGAUGAUGGGCCACGCACUGCCUGGGGUUUUACGAGUACAGACAAGGUGCGAGUGGUCCGGAAACGACUUUCUACACGUGGGACAGACGCCACUUUCAUGACACUUGGUAUUGUCAGCUGCGGUUCAUGGCAUGCGGGAGGUGGGGGGAGGCAGAAGAAGGGGCCCGCGCGGCUGGAACUUGUCUUACUCUGGUCUUGGUUACUCGGCAUGGCAGACAGGCUCCACUCUUCCGGACAUCGGCCGUUUGAACGGGGUCGGCGAGCUGCCUCUGCCUCUUGUCAGAGUCGGCAGCGGACCGUCGACGCUUCUGGCCAGCGGACUGGCUGGCAUACUGGGCCCUGGGCUGGUCGCCGUGGACGUGGAUGCGUGGCGGGUAACCACGGGGCACGGGCUUGACGGACGACUCGGUCUGAGGAUAGGUCCAUUCAUCGUCGUGGGCCUGGGCCUCCCUUAGAGAAACGCGCGGGCGAUGAUGGCCAUCGUCGGAGCGGUCCGAGGGCAGGGAGCCGGAGUGGUCGGAGGGCGAGGUGCUCCCGCCCUGGACGAGGUCGGGCGGGGUCUGGCCAGAGUAGUCUGAGCCGUGGACAGGGUCGUCAUACGGGGCUCGCAUCCUGAGGAACUCGGCUUCGAGAUCACGGAUGGAGAGUUGAGAGGCGUGGACGGGCGACGAGGGGCUGUAGCCGCCGUGCUCGUAGCCGUAGCCGGAGAUGGGACUGGAGGGACUGUCUGAGAACGGGGGGCUGGGAUAGUGACUAGACUCGUCUAUGGGCUGAGGGGCGCCGGAAAAGGCCGGCCAGUCAAAGAACUUGUCGAAUAGUUCAUCGAGGGCCGAGGAGGAGGAGGGAAGACGGGGGUUUUCUUGCCCGUCCCAGGCGGUUGUAUCCAUGUUGAUGGCCGUGUAAGUCACGGGAUGCAGUGGGACCUUGCUUGGCUAGCUUUGGCGAAUCGAGCCCGGGGGCCUCGUGUCAGAAGGGCAAUAACGUGAAGAUGCCCAAUGUCCCAGCAGGUCUUUGUGUAAGAUUUGUCGGGUUCUGGGACUCUGCCUGACACAAGGGAAGAAUUAUAACAUGGUGUCCAUGGGGGGAGGCUCUGUCACGUCCCGUCACUUACACCGUCGGGGCCGU